ACUCCACGGAAGUGGGAGCAGUCUCUUGGUCAUCCCCUGUACUGUGUCCGCAGUCUCUGGUCAUCCCCCCUGUACUUUGUCCGCAGUCUCUGGUCAUCCCCUGUACUGUGUCCGCAGUCUCUGGUCAUCCCCUGUACUGUGUCCGCAGUCUCUGGUCAUCCCCUGUACUGUGUCCGCAGUCUCUGGUCAUCCCCUGUACUGUGUCCGCAGUCUCUGGUCAUCCCCUGUACUGUGUCCGCAGUCUCUGGUCAUCCCCUGUACUGUGCCCGCAGUCUCUGGUCAUCCCCUGUACUGUGCCCGCAGUCUCUGGUCAUCCCCUGUACUGUGCCCGCAGUCUCUGGUCAUCCCCUGUACUGUGCCCGCAGUCUCUGGUCAUCCCCUGUACUGUGCCCGCAGUCUCUGGUCAUCCCCUGUACUGUGCCUGCAGUCUCUGGUCAUCCCCUGUACUGUGCCCGCAGUCUCUGGUCAUCCCCUGUACUGUGCCCGCAGUCUCUGGUCAUCCCCUGUACUGUGUCCGCAGUCUCUGGUCAUCUCCUGUACUGUGUCCACACAGUCUCUGGUCAUCUCCUG
Messenger RNA from Staurois parvus, 570 nucleotides. The record is from the annotation of a GenBank genome assembly. NCBI's taxonomy places the organism in Eukaryota, Metazoa, Chordata, Amphibia, Anura, Ranidae.